UUUUUUUUGUUCCUUUAUUAUUAUUCCCUUUCUUUGUAUAUACCAAGUUUAUCGAGAAAGAGAUAUAAUAAGUAUAUACAAAAUAUAUACAUAAAUAUUUAAUUAUUUAUAUAUUUAUAUACAUCGAGAUGGCGCAAUCUAAACUUUUUCAUAUUAAUGACUAUCCCGUUGUCAUUGGUAUCGAUUUCGGUACCACUUUUUCUGGAUGUUCAUAUGCUUUCAUUCAAAAUGAUGAAGUUGUGGAUGUAGUUCGAUGGCCAAAGCAAAAUAACAAUGUAUAUCCAAAGACACCUACACUCAAUUUCUAUCAAGGAAAUUCAAAAGAAAUGACUCAAUGGGGAAAUGCUGCACGUUUAGAAAUGCAACGUCCUACUGCUCGAAACUCGGUUUUGUUAAAACAAUAUAAGCUUUAUUUGGAUGAAAAUAUUGCAAAAGAUUUACCUCCUCUUCCUAAUGGUCUAACUAUCGUUGAAGCUAUCUCGGAUUAUCUUCGAGCUUUUCAUGAACACGUGUGUAGUGAACUAAGAAAAGGCUUUGCAAAAAAUUAUGGACAACAUCAAUUUAGAUAUUGUUUAACUGUACCUGCCAUGUGGUCUGAUAAAGCAAAAAGUACGAUGCGUGAAGCUGCUAUUAUGGCAGGCCUUAUUCAAGAAGAUGACCAUCGUGAUCGUUUGAUGCUUAUUUCUGAACCUGAAGCUGCUGCCCUUUAUUGUGAAAAGAAAUGUGAACAAUUCAAUUUGAAACAUAAUGAUAGAUUUAUGAUUUGCGAUGCAGGAGGUGGAACUGUGGAUCUUAUUGUAUUUGAAAUUGAUGAACGUAGUGGUCGUAAAUUACGUGAAUGUACAAAAGGUCAUGGUCAAUCCUGUGGUUCAGUCUUUCUCGAUCGUCGUAUGAGAAAACUUUUAAAAAGAAAAUUUAGAGAAUAUCUAUCAUCUAUUCCUGCUUCUGCCUUUGAAACCAUGAUGGAUAAUUUUGUUGAUUUAAUUAAACCUCAAUUUGAUGGUGUGGAAGACCAGUUUAUUACGUUACCUGCUGCUAUGAAUUUGGCUUCACUUAAUAACCCUGCCAUUGGAUUAGAAGAUGGUAUGCUUUGUUUAACCGCUGCAGAAUUAAAGAAGGAAGUAUUUGAGCCAGUUAUUAGGGAAGUCAUUAACCUAUGUGAAGAACAACUUCAAAAGGCUCAACAUUUGCAAGCUAUAUUUUUAGUAGGUGGCUUUGGUUCCUCAAAUUAUCUCUUUGAGAGAGUACAAGAGGAGUUUGGUUCGCGUGUUGGCUUGGUAGCUGUACCUCCUCGUUGUGAAUUAGCAGUUGUACGUGGUGCUGUUUAUUUUGGUUUAAACCCUCGUGUAGUUACGACGCGUAUUCCUAGAUAUUGGUAUGGUAUUGAUACAACAACUACAUUUGAAGAAGGUGUUGAUCCUCCAAGUUAUAAAAUUAUCAGAGCUGAUGGUAGUGUAAGAUGUGAUAAUAAAUUUUCUGUUUAUGUAAGAAGAGGUCAACCACUUGAUAUUGAUAAUUGUGUUUCCAAGGAUUUCUUUGCUUAUUAUCCUCAUCAUACUACAUGUACUCUUUAUUCUGCUGAUACCGAAGAACAGCCUAUCUAUACCACUAGUCCUGGUGUACAUAAGGUUGCUAACUUUACAAUUCCUAUGCCCGCUUUAACUGGUGUAAAAGAAGGUGAAAAAGUUGAUUUAACAAUUAAAAUGUAUUUUGGUGAAGUUGAGUUAAGAGUUGAAGCUGUUAUUCGUGGCAAAACAUACGGUACAACUUGUACAUUUGAUACAGAUUAAUUAUAUAAUUAUUAUUAUAAUAAUAAAAUACCACUAUACGAACUUUACUUUAUUUGUUUAAGAAGAAGCAUUACUCUCUCUCUCUCUCUCUUUU
Cokeromyces recurvatus is the source of this 1884-nucleotide messenger RNA. RefSeq lists its product as uncharacterized. The transcript has 8 exons. NCBI's taxonomy places the organism in Eukaryota, Fungi, Mucoromycota, Mucoromycetes, Mucorales, Mucoraceae. The coding region runs from base 129 to 1790 and encodes 553 amino acids. The record is from RefSeq and is a predicted model, not a curated record. Gene Ontology annotation, molecular function: ATP-dependent protein folding chaperone; ATP binding.